GUGACGUCAUCAUUAAGCGUCCGUGUUUAUCACCAAAAAGUGGCUAACUACGCGUUCUGAAAAAAGUCAAUUCAUCUCGAAAAUAGACUUGGAUGGAACGUCCGUCAACAGGGCGUUGAGCACUGAAUGCAGCCUUGUGUUUUCUCUGCAUGGUCCUCCUUGAGGAGUUGAGAUGGGCCAGCAAAUCUCUGGCCAUGUUGUGAUGGGCAAGCUUCCUGAGAAGCUGCUUAAACAUGCUGGAUUAGUGCGGGAUAGUAGCUAUCUCACCUAUGAGGAGUUUCUGGCCCAUAUAGCAGAGCUAAAUGAUGUCACUGCUAAGCUGGCAGUUGGCCAACCGAAGCAUCUACUGUUUGAGGUUCAGCCUGGAUCUGAUGCAUCUGCUCUGUGGAAAGUGGCUGUGAGGAUAGUGUGCACCAAGAUUAAUAAGGAGGAUGGUAUGGUGGAAGCUUCACGCAUUAUGAACCUGUAUCAGUUUAUUCAGCUUUACAAAGACAUCACCAGCCAAGCAGCAGAAGUGCUGGCAGCAGAUGGCAGUAUGGAGUGUUCCUCUGGACAGCUUUCCUCCCCAGCUUCGUGCCAGGCCAGCAUGUGGAUGGGCAGGGUGAAGCAGCUGACAGAGGAGGAAGAGUGCUGUAUCUGUAUGGACGGAAAAGCAGAUCUCAUUCUGCCCUGUGCUCACAGCUUCUGUCAGAAAUGUAUUGAUAAGUGGAGUGGUCAGAGUCGAAACUGUCCCAUCUGCCGGAUCCAGCUUACGGCUGCCAAUGAAUCAUGGGUAAUGUCUGACGCGCCUACAGAGGAGGACAUAGCCCGAUACAUUCUCAAUCUAGCUGAUGAAGCUGGACACCCUCACAGACCAUAAUCUAAUUCACUACAUCACUUUCACACUUACUGUCUCUAAUUAUUAGAUGGAUUUACCUACUGUGAACCUUUGAAAUGCAGGUUUUUACCUGUUCUUUGUUGUCUUAUUUGCAGGCAGCAAUAACUACACACUGGGCCUCAUUUAUCAAGCUGAAUGCAAAUAAAGUUAUUAGUUAUGAAAACCAAUAAGUUUUACAAACACACACACAUGUAUGUAUAUAUAAUUUUUUAUUAAGUGCUCAUGAGUCAGUGUCAUUUUAAUUGCAAACCUAUUAUUUAAAACAGAGCAGACUAGUUAAUACCAACCGCCACACCUCACCAUACCCAAAACCUUGGGUAUUCCCCCACACCCUCUGAAGAAGGGCGCAGCCAGUCUGCUCUCUACCAACAGAUGUCUGACCAGCGAACAUGUUUGUUACAUUUAUAUAUUAUUAUUAUUAUUUAGUUGUAUUCAGCUCAUUUUGAGCUUUUACCUUUAUUCAGUUUUGUGGGCAUCGCCAAAUGCAAAUCAGCUGUGGCAUGAAUGGACUUUGCACCUUAGAGGCGGUUAGCAUUUAUUAGAGCACUCGAGUACAAGGAAAUGAACUGAAAUCUGGCUGAAAGUUUUUUUUUUUUUUUUUUUUGGUUUCUUUUAGCAUAAACAUUGAUGAACAACAUUAUUAAAAGAUUGAUUAAUGAGGCCCAUUGUUAUUCAAAUUUAUGUGAUUUGUUAAACUUUACUCUUUCAAAAUAUGUUUAAAAAUAUUUAUCAAAAUAUUUAGAUUUAGAACAGUUUUAUUGUGUGAAAUUUAUUGACUACUUGCUGCUUUAAUUUUUAAUCUCUCAUUAGCUGUGUACAGAAAUGAAUGAAAAGAAAUUGAGGUUCUAGCUAACUUUUUUUUUAUUUCUCAGAAUUGUUGGAAGUCACUUUAGUAAAAUUAGUGUGACAGUUUGUGGACUGAUAAAUGCAUCUACUGUAAAUUCUGCAUUAGAUGUCCUGUUUCUUUUGGUGAACUUAAGCCUGCUUAAACAAGAAGUGUUGGGAAAGUGUUUUGUUUCAGGUCACAGUAAUUUAUUGAUUAUUAGAAAAUAAGUUUAAGCUAAUACAUUUGUUUGAUUUAGUCGUUAAAAUGUGACUACAUUUUAGCAGUUAUAGCUACUGAGGUUAUUUUAAAUGUUUACCCAGAUCAAUCAGCCAUAACAUAAAAUCACUGAUAGGUCAAGUGAAUAGCAUUGAUUCUCUCAUUACAGUAGCACCUGUCAAGGAGUGGGAUAUAUGAGGCACUAAGUGAACAGCCAGUUUUAAAAGUUGUGGCAUUUCUAGGAUGCAGCAUUGAGUAUCUGCCAAAAGCUGUCCAAGGAAGGACAGCCAAAAAAGCACUGAAAUAAUCAUGACCAGCCAAGGCGGAUUAGAGCAAAGACAUGCUCAUCUGCUCCGACUCCACAGAAAAGGUAUCGUCACAAGAAUGCAGACAAUGUUACUGCUGGCUAUGGAAGAGAUAGUUUUACCUCACACAGUGCCCAUGCUGACCCCUGCCCACCACUGAAAGCACCUCAGAACGUGAGCAUCAGAACUAGGUCAUGGAGCAAUGGAAGCAGGUGGCCUGGUCUGAUAAAUGAUGGUUUCUUUUAUAUCAUGCGGAUGCCUUGGUGCGUGUGUAUCACUGACCGUUCUGCUGGGAAUCCUUGGAUACCACCAUUCAUGAGGAAGCUACUUUGUCAUGUUCCACCUACCUAAACAUUGUUACAGACUAAGCAUGGAAACUGUAUUUCCAAUGCCAUUGGUAUUUUUCAGCUAAAUAACCACUGAAACAAUUGUUAAGGAAUGUUUCCACAAGAGUUUAAGAUGUGGUCUACAGACUCCCCAAAUCUCCAUCUGAUCGAGCAUCGCUGAGCAAACCAUGUUUCAACCAUGGAGGCUCCACCUCACAACUUCUGCUGAAUCUGCUGCUCAUCUUGAUAUCACAUUCCACAGCACACCUUUAGACAGGCUAGGGUAUUUAGCAUAAUGGAGAUAUAAUGCAACUUUAUUUUAAUGUUAUGGCUGGUUAGUAUAUAUUGUAUAUUGAGACUUGAACUAGCAUUUUCUUUCCUCUUAAUUUUGUAGAAAAUGAUUUAAAAACUGCUGAUCAAAAUGCAUUUUCUGGUCUGUAUCAUGAUCUGUAAUAAGAGUUGCACACUUGAUGUAUAUUUUUCUGGACAUCCUAUCAUAAAUCAAUAUAAUCCUAAAUAUUAAUAAUUAAACUUUUUAAGUGUCA
Clarias gariepinus (North African catfish) is the source of this 3095-nucleotide messenger RNA. RefSeq names its product ring finger protein 141 (gene rnf141). The coding region runs from base 173 to 859 and encodes 228 amino acids. Gene Ontology annotation, molecular function: ubiquitin-protein transferase activity. Lineage: Eukaryota; Metazoa; Chordata; Actinopteri; Siluriformes; Clariidae. The record is from RefSeq and is a predicted model, not a curated record. Gene Ontology annotation, biological process: protein autoubiquitination. The transcript has 6 exons.